Molecule: messenger RNA, 6687 nt
Organism: Lipotes vexillifer (Yangtze River dolphin)
Lineage: Eukaryota; Metazoa; Chordata; Mammalia; Artiodactyla; Lipotidae
Gene: USF3
Product: upstream transcription factor family member 3
Exons: 5
Coding region: 1-6687 (2228 amino acids)
Biological process (GO): positive regulation of transcription by RNA polymerase II; negative regulation of epithelial to mesenchymal transition
Molecular function (GO): protein dimerization activity; DNA-binding transcription activator activity, RNA polymerase II-specific; RNA polymerase II transcription regulatory region sequence-specific DNA binding
Source: RefSeq, a predicted model, not a curated record
AUGCCAGAAAUGACAGAGAAUGAGACUCCUACAAAAAAGCAGCACAGAAAGAAAAAUCGGGAGACACACAAUGCAGUGGAGAGGCAUAGAAAGAAGAAAAUCAAUGCUGGGAUAAACAGAAUAGGAGAGCUGAUCCCAUGCUCCCCGGCGCUGAAACAGAGCAAGAAUAUGAUCCUGGACCAAGCCUUUAAGUAUAUAACAGAAUUGAAAAGGCAAAACGAUGAACUCCUGCUUAAUGGAGGAAACAAUGAACAAGCUGAAGAAAUUAAAAAGCUACGUAAACAACUGGAAGAAAUUCAAAAAGAAAAUGGCCGAUAUAUUGAAUUACUAAAAGCAAAUGACAUAUGUUUAUAUGAUGACCCCACAAUCCACUGGAAAGGAAAUCUUAAAAACUCAAAGGUCUCUGUUGUUAUACCCAGUGACCAGGUUCAAAAGAAUAUCAUUGUUUAUUCCAGCGGGAGUCAGCCUGGUGGAAAUAGCCAGGGAACAGCUGUUCAGGGGAUAACGUUUAACGUUGGUCAUAAUUUACAGAAGCAAACUGCCAAUGUGGUGCCAGUGCAGAGGACUUGCAAUCUUGUGACUCCUGUGUCUAUUUCUGGAGUUUACCCUUCUGAAAACAAGCCAUGGCAUCAGACCACGGUUUCUGCACUGGCUGCCAACCAGCCUGUUCCUCUUUGUCUUCCUGCUACCAUUUCUGCUCAAAACCUUCUUGAGGUCUCCACCUCCGAAAGUGAGUCGAGUGUGCUUGGUGCCAGCAGUGGCUCACUGAUGACUGUCCCUGUCGGGCCUGUACCACCCCAGCAUCAUUCAUUGCACACAUGUCUAAAGGAUCAAAAUUCUUCUGAAAAUAAGAAUGGGCAAGAGAGCCCCAAAUUAUUGAAGAAAACAGUCCCUUGUGCCACAAGCAUCUCCUCCAGCUACUCAGCAACUGCCACUAGAGGACACCAAGGAAGCAAGUCCUGCCUGAGCGUACAGGAGUGCAGAAGUGACUUUCAAACCACCUUUGUUGUUUCCGUUACCACGACAGUCUGCUCCCAGCCUCCAAGAUCUGCAGGUGAUUCUUGUCCAGCGAGCAUUAGCAAGGGUGCAGACUUGACAAGUGUUACUGCGGUGGUGGCCCCAUCUGCCCCUGGAGGAGGGGAGACCACCACCCCCGUGAGCACCCUUUCUGCAAACCCUGUGGACAGUGGUUGGACUCUUUCUUGUUCUUUGCCUUCUUCAGCUGUUAGUGCUUCAGAUUUGAAAAACAUUAAUAGCCUUACCCGAAUUUCCUCAGCUGGAAACACGCAGACGACGUGGACUACUUUGCAACUGGCGGGAAACACUAUUCAGCCCUUAAGCCAGACACCAUCUUCUGCUGUGACUCCAGUAUUAAAUGAGUCUGGUACUAGCCCCACCACGGCCAACCACAGUAGAUGUGUGGCUACAGGCGUCAACUUGAAUAAUUCCUUUCCAGCAGAUGGGCAGCCAGUUGAGCAAGUAGUUGUAACGUUGCCUUCUUGUCCAUCUUUACCUAUGCAGUCACUGAUUGCCCAGCCACAAGUUAAAUCUCAGCCUCCAAAAAGUAUCCUUCCAUUGAAUUCAGCAAUGCAAGUGAUUCAGAUGGCUCAGCCAGUUGGGUCGGCUGUUAACGCAGCUCCUGCUAAUCAAAACGUUAUCAUUCUUCAGCCACCCAGCACCACCCCGUGCCCAACAAUGAUGAGGGCAGAGGUUCCCAACCAAACAGUAGGUCAACAGAUAGUAAUCAUACAGGCAGCUAAUCAGAACCCUUUGCCACUCCUCUCCGCUCCACCUCCCGGUUCUGUUCGACUCCCUGUCAAUGGAGCCAGUGCUAUCAUAGGGUCUAACAAUUCAGUGCAAAAUGUUUCGACCCCACAGAGUUUUGGAGGAAAGCACCUUGUCCACAUAUUACCAAGACCUUCAUCUUUAUCAGCAUCUAAUUCAACACAAACUUUUUCUGUAACCAUGUCAAACCAACAACAGCCUCAAACGAUUUCUUUAAAUGGACAGCUCUUUGCUUUGCAGCCUGUGAUGUCUUCGUCAGGAACUACAAGUCAAACCCCUAUGCAAAUUAUUCAACCCACCACCAGCGAAGAUCCAAAUACCAAUGUUGCCCUGAAUACAUUUGGCGCUUUGGCCAGCCUCAAUCAAAGCAUAUCGCAGAUGGCUGGGCAAAGCUGUGUACAACUGUCUGUUAGCCAGCCUGCCAAUCCUCAAACUGCUGCAAAUAGUCAAACCACCCCAGCUAACUGUGUUUCAUUAACAACAGCUGUAGCAUCUCCCUUGACAACGGAGAAUUCAGCCACACUACCCAGUACGUAUAAUCUAGUGACUACUCCCUCAAUGAACACUGUAGCUUGUUUGCCUAACAUGAAGCCCAAAAGGCUGAAUAAGAAGCCGAGUGUCAAGAAACACGUAGCCACUAAUAAGUCAGCCUGCACCCUGAACCCAGCCAGAGAUGUGGGUAAGUUAGACUGCCCCAGCACCGAAGGCUCCACAGAGCCAUCGUGUAAUGAUGGACUUCUGGACAGCCUCCCUGGUGUGUUACCAUCUGUCACUAUGUCCCAGGUAAAUAGUGUAAGUGUUUCUGGCUCACAUUCUUUGGAUGUUCUGAAUUCUGAAUCAGUGAUACCUGAGUCCAUACCCAAAUCUAAGUCAGCAGAAGAGUCUAGCUCAUCCUCCCAAGAAUCUGUAACAAGUGAACAUUUUACAAUGGCCCCAGCAAAAUCCAAAGAUUCUCUCCCCGUUUUCCAACGAGAGACAUCUCAGGAUAAGCCACCAACUAGUUUGGCAUUGCCAGAUGCUGCCAAAUCCUGCACUUCAGCCAACGUGUUGAUUUCGUCUGCGAAUGAUCCCCACGUUUUGGUUUCUCAGGUUUCUGAUUUGUCAUCUGCCACGAGCACUGCAAGUACUGACUGUGUUUCUGAGGUAGAAGUCAUUGCUGAACCUUGCAGGGCUGAGCAAGAUUCAUCAGCUACAGUGCAAACCACAGGUCUCUUAAAGGGGCAGGGUUUAACUGCACUGCUAUCUGGUCUUGCUAAAGAAAAAGACCCUCAGAAAUCAUCUCUUUCAGUCCAGGUGGACCAUCCUGACUUUUCUUCAGAAGAUUCUAAAAUAGUCCAUUCGAGUGUUGAUUUACAUCCCAAACAGGAGCUAUUACUGAUGAGCAGUGAUGACAGAGAUCCAGGACCACAUCAUUCCUGCAUCCCUGAUCAGGAGGUUAUUAAUGGUUCUUUGCUCACCAGUAGGCAGGCUGACUCCCCCAUGUCAACCAGCUCUGGCAGUAGUCGUAGUUUCUCAGUUGCAUCCAUGCUUCCUGAAACAACUAGAGAGGAUGUCACCAGCAAUGCAACGACUAAUACGUGUGACAGCUGUACCUUUGUAGAGCAAACUGAUAUAGUAGCUCUUGCAGCAAGAGCUAUUUUUGACCAGGAGAACCUUGAGAAGGGAAGAGCUGGCGCCCAGGCUGAUAUAAGGGAAGUUCCUUCAAAGCCUUCUGAAGCAUCCUCUUUAGAGGGAGACCAGCCUUUCAAAACCCAGAUAUCUAAAGAGAAUGGCCCAGGACAGGCAGAAGCGACACCAAAUGAAUUUAAUUCUCAGGAUUCAAUUGAAGCAACUGUGGGUCAGCCCCUUGAAAAACCAAGUUGUUCUAUAGGGAUGAAAACAUCAAAUGCCUCUUUACAGGUUUCGACUUCUCAGCCACCAAGCAUCACCAGUUUAAGUGUGAAUAAUCUUAUCCAUCAGAGCAGCAUCAGCCAUCCUCUGGUCAGCUGCGCUGGUUUAUCCCAAACUUCAGAGCAAACAGCUGUUCCUGUAACGGUUAAUCUGACGGUUUCAUCUAGCUCCUAUGGCAGUCAGCCUCCUGGACCAUCUCUGAUGACCGAAUACUCCCAAGAACAGCUCAGUACUAUGGCUGGUACCAUACCAAAUCCACAGAUUCAAGAGCCACUCUUAAAGCCAAGUCAUGAAAGCCGCAAAAACUCUGCUAAGCGUGCUGUCCAAGAUGACCUUUUACUGUCUUCAGCUAAACGUCAAAAGCAUUGUCAACCGGCUCCCCUCCGGCUUGAAGGUCUGUCCCUGAUGAGCCGAGCUCCAGACAGCAUUUCCGAUCAAACUCAGAUGAUGGUUAGUCAGAUCCCUCCCAACUCGUCAAACUCAGUUGUGCCUAUUAGCAACCCAGCACAUGGAGAUGGCCUUACGCGGUUAUUCCCACCUGGUAACAACUUUGUGGCCCCUGCGUUGAGGCAAACUGAGGUUCAGUGCAAUUCGCAGCCUUCCGUGGCUGAGCAGCAGCAAACGCAGGCCAGCCAACAUCUGCAGGCUCUGCAGCAGCAUGUGCCAGCUCAAGGGGUGCCUCACCUGCAUAGUAACCAUCUCUACUUAAAGCAGCAGCAGCAGCAAGCGGGGCAGUUAAGAGAGAGGCAUCACUUAUAUCAACUGCAGCAUCACGUACCUCACGCGGAGAGCUCUGUCCACUCUCAGCCCCACGUCCACCAACAGAGAACCCUGCAACAGGAAGUUCAGAUGCAGAAAAAGAGGACUCUUGUUCAGGGCACUCAGGCCUCUCAGCUUUCUCUACAACCCAAGCACCAUGGAACUGACCAAUCCCGACCCAAGAGCGGUCAGCCACACCCCCACCAUCAGCAGAUGCAGCAACAGAUGCAGCAACACUUUGGAAGCUCCCAGCCAGAGAAGAGUCGUGAAAACCCUUCCACAAGCCGCAGUCACCAUAACCAUCUCAGUCAAGACAUCAUGCACCAGCAGGAGGUGGGAAGCCGGCAGCAAGGUGCGGGGCUUUCUUCUGAACACGUAUCUGGGCAUAAUCCAAUGCAGAGGCUUCUGACAUCAAGAGGCAUAGAGCAGCAAAUGGUGUCCCAACCGAGUAUCGUGACGAGACCUUCAGACAUGACUUGUACUCCACACAGGCCAGAGAGAAAUAGAGUUUCAAGUUACUCUGCGGAGGCACUCAUUGGAAAGACAUCUUCCAAUUCAGAGCAGAGAAUGGGUAUAUCGAUCCAGGGUUCCAGAAUUUCAGAUCAGCUUGAAAUGAGAAGCUACCUUGAUGUUCCCAGAAAUAAGAGUUUGGCCAUUCAUAAUAUGCAGGGCCGUGUGGACCAUCCUGUUACCUCAGAUAUCCGCCUUUCUGACUGUCAGACAUUUAAGCCAAGCGGAGCCAGUCAGCAGCCCCAGAGUAAUUUUGAAGUGCAGUCUUCAAGAAAUAAUGAAAUAGGUAACCCUGUGUCAUCCUUGAGGAGUAUGCAGUCCCAGGCUUUUCGAAUUAGCCAAAACCCUGGUCCACCACCAAUUGACCGCCAAAAGAGACUACCUUACCCACCAGUUCAGAGCAUCCCAACAGGAAAUGCUGUCCCACCAAGGGACAGUGAAAAUACAUGUCACCAAAGUUUCAUGCAGAGUUUACUUGCCCCUCACCUGGGUGAUCAGGUCAUUGGGAGCCAGAGACCACUCCCAGAGCAUCAGAGGAAUACACAGUGUGGUCCCUCCUCUGCAAUCGAAUAUAAUUGUCCCCCAACUCAUGAAAGUGUCCAUGUUAGAAGAGAGAGUGAGAGUCAGAAUAGGGAGAGUUGUGACAUGUCCCUGGGUGCAAUUAACACCAGGAACAGCACUUUGAAUAUUCCGUUUUCGAGUUCUUCUUCCUCAGGAGAUAUUCAAGGUCGAAACACAAGUCCCAACGUUUCUGUACAGAAGUCCAAUCCCAUGAGGAUUACUGACAGUCACGGGACCAAGGGCCACAUGAACCCUCCAGUCACAGCCAACAUGCAUGGGGUUGCAAGGCCAGGUUUGCUGCAUCCGUCUGUGUCUCACGGAAGUGCUGACCAAGGGCCUCCUGUACGUCAAACUAGUUCUUCAGUUCCCCAGCGAUCGAGGCAUCCUUUGCAAGACAGCAGCGGUUCCAAAAUUCGUCAGCCUGAAAGGAAUCGCUCUGGAAACCAAAGACACAGUAAUGUCUUUGAUCCGAGUCUUCCGCAUCUUCCUCUGUCUACUAGUGGCAGUAUGAUUCUUGGACGCCAACAACCCACUACAGAAAAGAGAGGAAGUAUUGUUCGUUUCAUGCCUGAUGGCCCACAAGUACCUAAUGAUAAUUCAGCGCCUGACCAGCAUACACUGUCACAAAAUUUUGGUUUUCCAUUUAUUCCCGAGGGUGGCAUGAAUCCACCAAUAAAUGCUAAUACUUCUUUCAUUCCACAGGUUACUCAGCCUAGUGCCACUCGGACUCCAGCCCUCAUCCCUGUAGAUCCCCAAAAUACUCUCCCCUCCUUCUAUCCCCCAUACUCUCCUGCUCAUCCUACACUGUCCAACGAUAUUUCAAUCCCCUAUUUUUCUAAUCAAAUGUUCUCGAAUCCUAGCACAGAGAAGGUAAACAGUGGAAGCUUGAAUAACCGAUUUGGAUCAAUUUUAUCUCCUCCCAGACCUGUUGGUUUUGCUCAACCAAGUUUUCCUCUUCUGCCUGACAUGCCCCCAAUGCACAUGACCAACUCUCACUUAUCCAAUUUUAACAUGACAUCUUUGUUUCCAGAAAUAGCUACAGCUCUCCCUGACGGCUCAGCCAUGUCACCUUUGCUUACGAUAGCAAACUCCUCUGCCUCAGACUCUUCCAAGCAGUCCUCAAACAGACCUGCCCACAACAUAAGCCAUAUUUUAGGUCAUGAUUGCAGUUCAGCUGUUUAA